Molecule: messenger RNA, 195 nt
Organism: Clunio marinus
Lineage: Eukaryota; Metazoa; Arthropoda; Insecta; Diptera; Chironomidae
Source: the annotation of a GenBank genome assembly
AUGUCAUUUUAUUGUAAAUAUGUUGAAGGGAUAUUUCAUUUCGUCUGUGCCCUUAUAAAAAGUGUUCGAAGAUUAUCAGAGGAAAGUUUUAAUAACCUUGAAAUGGAUGACGUUGUUUGUGAUGCCUGCUGUUGGAUUGAAGUAGUUAAAGAUGGUAAAAUAGAUGUUGCUGCAUGGCUUCUCAAUUGUGUAUAA